This is a messenger RNA of Penicillium arizonense, 759 nucleotides long. RefSeq lists its product as uncharacterized. Gene Ontology annotation, molecular function: DNA-binding transcription factor activity; zinc ion binding; sequence-specific DNA binding. The record is from RefSeq and is a predicted model, not a curated record. Gene Ontology annotation, biological process: regulation of DNA-templated transcription; DNA repair. The transcript has a single exon. The coding region runs from base 1 to 759 and encodes 252 amino acids. Lineage: Eukaryota; Fungi; Ascomycota; Eurotiomycetes; Eurotiales; Aspergillaceae.
AUGGCUCAGCUCAAAAUGGAAGCACAAAUUCAAGGAUCCUCGUCUGGUCUAUCCCAAAGCUCAAACGCCCGUUGGCUCGCUCUCACGCACCGCAACCGUUCUUCACACUCAUCCUUUCUAUAUGGAGUCAAAUCCACAAAGAUUUACUGUCGGCCUACCUGCCCUGCGCGUCUUGCGAGGAGAGCCAAUGUUGUGUUCUACGACACUGCAGAGCAAGCGCGGCGCGAUGGAUUUCGCCCGUGCAAGAGAUGUCAACCAGAUAAUGCGGACUUUGCCGGAGACAGGGAAGAGGUUGUUACAAAAGUUAUAGAGCUCCUGCGGGUAAGAAAGGAUAAUUUGACGGUGAAACUUGGCUUGAAAGAGUUGGCCAAGGAAGUCGGAGUAACGCCAAGCUAUCUGUGUCGUGUAUUCAAGAAGACGAUGGGGAUCACGGUAGGAACUUACUUGAUGGAGUUUGAGAAGGAAUCCAGUGAGGAUGGGACGGAGAGCUCAGCGCGGACUCCCAGUCAAUUUGGGUCGGAUGUGAGCUCAGGGACAGGGUUGACACUCCCAGCUACAGAAGAGAGUCCCCAAGUGCCUUUCGGUGAUACGCAGGGAGGAGUGUCAAAAGAAGGAGUAAGAAAUAUCGCGGAGGCUCUAGACUUGAACUUUAAUUUCCACGAGUGCUUUGCCAAUAUUGACGAUCAAUUCUGGACCGAAGAUUAUUGGACUGAGGACUCCUGGAAUGCAGGGUUCUGGAACGAAGGGUCCCUGUACUAA